AUGGCAGCUAACGCCAUCGCCACUGGUCUUUGCUCUUACCCGACCGUCUGUGGCACCGCCGAUGACACCUAUUAUCGGGAAGAGGCGCAGCGCCUGAUGGGCAUAUUCACAACGGUCUCGUCACAAGCCCGAGAAUCCAACCCAAAGUUGGUCACUCACGGCCACACGACGUUUCACCUGGGAUCAAAGGGGGGUGGUUGGCAAGAAUCUUGUUCCGUCAACAUCAACAGACAAGAUACCUCCCCGUCCUCUUCCCCUGCUCAGCGAGUCAAACAACCUUCCUUUCCCAACCCCAACCAACAGCCACGCCCGGUGAGCAGUCACGAGCUCCCUCGAAAUCCAAGUCUACGAAAAGUAGUGGCGAUCCCGAAUGCAACCAAAAACGCCCAAGGUCAUUCGUCCACCUCAAAGUCUUCUUUCCUUGACACCCAACCUGGAAAAUCCACCCUGCUAUCGCCAUCAAUCACGCCCACAGAUAAUAUGACUGCACCUACUCGACGCUCCAGUCGGUCAAGGACCACGCCAGCAAACUACUAUGCGCGUAUCCGCUUGUAUGAGUCUUCCGAAGACUCGCUUCCGAGUACUCGCAGGCCCUCUUUAAGCCAUUCGACAUCUGAAACUUCUCUGCAGUCCCGCACUUUGACACCCGCAUCUAAACCCAUUUCACACGAUGCGACAACGGAAGCCAGGGAUUUACCCGUCCGGCGGCCGGGCUUUCUGAACGUCCAAAAGCUUCUCAGAGACCGCGAAACUGGCUGUGCUGGAAAACAACGUCAGAUUCACAGCCAAAUAUCCUCCGACUAUCGACUUGUCAAGCAAUGGAAGGGUGCCUCAAAUGACCUGAAUGUUUUGGUCUGGUCCCCGGAUUGCACCAGAUUCGCAGCGGGUGCUACCGCUCAAUCAGACGACUUGAACAUGCAGUACAACCGAGUGAACAAUCUGGUUUUGGGUGAUCUGCCAACGAAUUCUUUGAAGGAAUUGCCGGACCAUUGGAUUCCUCGGCCGGUUCGGGCAGAUGCAGCAAGCUCGAAUUUUAAUGAUCAUCGCCUCUUUAUGAGCGUAUCUGACAUGCAGUGGAUCGGCGACCGGCUCUACACUGCGAGUUUUGACCGAACAGUCAAGAUCUGGGAUGUUGGAACGCACGGAAGAGUCUCUUGCCUUCAGACCUUGGGACAUGAUACAAAGGUGCAGGUAAUGGCUCGCUCACAUCUUGAGUCUAAGAUUUUGGCGUCUGGCACGGAUUCUUUCAGGAUCUGGGAUACACUAGAUCUUGCGAACCCCACAUACAAACUUCUUGAUAUCGACCCUCUGAAGGCCAGCAUUGGCUUAGAGCCAAGUGCCCUUGUAUGGGGGCAUACUGCGCAAACCAAGGACCUUUUGGUCGGCGGCAUGUCCGGAAAGGCUUCUGAUGAUUACGACAUGGUCAAUCACGGCCAUUUGGCAAUGUGGCGGGCUGCUGAAUCCCGUAUGGAGCCCAUGCAGCUAACUCCGAACUCACAGAACGUCUUCACUGUUAAGUGGCAUCACUCGCUUCCUAUGUUCGCGACUGCAAGUUCCGAAUCUAAGCACAAAGCCGUGACUUCAGGUGCUCCCAGAGAUACUAAAUCGGCUGUGCGCGUAUACGACCCGUUGAGAGUUAGAUGGGCUAGCAUGGAAUUCUUUUGUCCGGCAUUAGAUGUCAAUGAAGUGACGUUUUGUCCGAUGGAUUCGAUCUACAUUACUGCCAGCUGCACGGAUGGCAAUACCUACGUGUGGGACAACCGCAACCCACGACAUCCCCUCCACCAACUAAGCCAUGGACUUCCGCUCAGCCCGAUUGACUCAGAUCGUCCUCGAGAAGAAGUGGACUUCGGCGUUCGCGCUGCACUGUGGGGUUGUACAAUUGACCAAUUUUUUUCCGGUGCUUCGGAUGGCCUCUUGAAGCGAUGGGAUAUCCGCCGGUCCUGCGAAGAUGUUCUCGUCGAGGAUACCGCCACUCUGAAAGAGGGCAUUGCGUGCGGUGCGCUCUCAGAGGAUAAAUCCCAGUUUCUUAUUGGGGGUAGCGAAGGGGGAAUCCAUGUCCUGUCUACUGGUGCAUACUCUGACCCAGAUGAUAUCGCCUUCCGUUUCGAAUGGGCUGCACAGCCGCAAGACGACGAAGUUUCUGAGUCUAAGGCGAAAGCCUCCGAGUCUGGGGUGAAAGCCUCCAAGGAUUACGUUGCGUCCGGCCAGCUCUAUCGGCAUCACAAGUUUGGCAUGGGGCAAGGGCCGCACUAUGAAGGUCCUUACGCCCGCUGGGCCCGCGGCCUUGACGAAGACAAGCCCAAACCGCAAAACAUCAAGUCACUCCCGAUUCUGGGCAAAUGGCGAAUCCGUCAGCUUUCUGGGGGCCGGGCGAAACACCGAGAUGGCCUUGAUCCGAAAUCAAAGAAAGAGAUCGACGCGCGCAGGCUUACUGCUCAAAUCCUAAAUGGUCGACGACGCUGGAAACACGGCGUCGAAGGACAGAAGGUUGAAUUUGAACCCGGACCCCGUCGUACCAAGAAGAGAAAGCGCCGCUCUCCCGCGUUUAUCAAUCUUGUCAGUGGCGAGGAGGAUAAUGUCAAGGCCAAGAAGAUGAAGAAAAAGAAGACGACGUUGAUCAAGAAUACAGCCUGGGUCGAUCUAACUAGCGUCUCGGACACGGACGAGGCGGAUGCGUCGCAACCGGUGGAAACAGCUCAGCCAAUAGCGGUGGCCGCGCCUGAGAGUUGGCGGGACGACUCCGAGGAGGAUUAUUGGUGGCCCGACAGUGGAAUAAUUGACCCGAACUGCCGCAAGGUAGUGGUUUAG
Molecule: messenger RNA, 2811 nt
Organism: Penicillium riverlandense
Lineage: Eukaryota; Fungi; Ascomycota; Eurotiomycetes; Eurotiales; Aspergillaceae
Product: WD repeat protein
Exons: 1
Coding region: 1-2811 (936 amino acids)
Biological process (GO): TOR signaling; regulation of actin cytoskeleton organization
Cellular component (GO): TORC1 complex; TORC2 complex
Molecular function (GO): protein binding
Source: RefSeq, a predicted model, not a curated record